Messenger RNA from Apiotrichum porosum, 669 nucleotides. RefSeq lists its product as uncharacterized. Bases 1 to 669 code for a protein of 222 amino acids. The transcript is spliced from 6 exons. NCBI's taxonomy places the organism in Eukaryota, Fungi, Basidiomycota, Tremellomycetes, Trichosporonales, Trichosporonaceae. Gene Ontology annotation, molecular function: protein-arginine omega-N monomethyltransferase activity. Gene Ontology annotation, biological process: peptidyl-arginine methylation. The record is from RefSeq and is a predicted model, not a curated record.
AUGUCCAAGGGAUUCAAAUACGUGAUCGAGCACAUGGAGCAGGAUGACGAGGAGACCCGUACCCUCCCCGAAUGGGUUCGCCUCGAGUACGCCCACAUGCUGCAGCAAGUGGGCCCUUCCUCGACUGUCGAGUUCACCUCGCUGUCCUCGUCCUCGAUCCCGCCACUGAAGACGUACCUCUCGUCGCGCCCCGAGGGCUCCAAGGCCGUCGCCCACACCCAGCCCGUCCUGGACAUGCUGGCCAAGUGCAGCCCCCCGAUCCCCAUUGAGCGCGUGUGCCUCCUCGACCCGCGUGCCGAGACGGUCAUUGCUCCCGAGGACGCCGACGCCUUUGACGUCUUCCUCUACGGCGGCAUCCUCGGCGACGACCCACCUCGCGACCGUACCGGCGAGCUGCGCCGUCUGGGCUUCCCCGGCCGUCACCUGGGCCCCGUGCAGAUGACCACUGACACUGCCGUCGCUGUCACCAAGCGUGUGGUUGAAGAUGGCAUUGCCCUGGACAAGAUCCAGUACUCGGAAUUCCCCACGAUCACCUUCAACAAGCACGAGUCGAUCGAGAUGCCCUUCCGCUACAUUGCCGACGACAAGGGUGAGCCGAUCCUCCCCCCUGGCAUGAAGGAGCACCUCAAGGCGGACCUGGACCGCACCAUUGAGGACUUUUAUCUAUAG